Molecule: messenger RNA, 2589 nt
Organism: Arabis nemorensis
Lineage: Eukaryota; Viridiplantae; Streptophyta; Magnoliopsida; Brassicales; Brassicaceae
Source: the annotation of a GenBank genome assembly
AUGGCAACUGAGAAUCCUAUUAAGAUGUCUGGGAGCAAUGAAAGAUGGUCUAAUUCUAGGCCGCUUUCUGUUCCUGAUCGAAGUGGAAGUGCGCCACCAAGCAUUGAGGGAUCUUUUCUAGCUGUAGAUAAUCUAGAAGGCUCUGGUCAUAACAACAACUUGAAGCUACCAGGUUUUCAAAACAACGGGUUUGAGGAGCCUGUGACUGCUCAUCCUUUUUAUUCGACUAAAUACAACCUUAACCGCAUACCUUCUCCACCGAUUUAUUACCCUACUGAGUAUCAGUUCAUCGACAACCGUGUUGGUAGAUUUAGAAGUAAUCAGGGAUUGAAUAAAGUUAAUUCCCCAAUUCAUUUGCCCCAAGGUACACUUUCUACUCAUAAGGAAGUGUCUGAGGAUGAAAGCUCUCAACAGCAGUCUGCUAACAGUAUUUCAGAUAGGACAAAUGGGCUGGACAAUGGUCUUUCGCCUGUUUCUCAUGGUUUGGCAGAUGUCAGUCAGGAUGAUAGUUCUUCUGGGCCGACCCCUCAACAUAGUCGGUCUAACUCUUUAAAUGGUGAGAUGAACAUUGCGGAUGAGCGUGGUAACUUCUCGGAGAUAUCAGAUGAUGUCAUAGUUAAAGAUAAUGCUGCUCCAAUGACGGAAGCUUCCAUUGGCAUUGAGAAGAGUUCCGAUGAAUCGACUAUCAUCUCUAAAAUGAAGAUUACUAACAUAUCUGGACCUGAAAUGGUUAACUACCCCCGAGAACCGAGGUAUGCAAGGCCAGAAAGGCAGCUGCAUCAACAACAAAACAAUGUAACCUGGGUCCAAGGUGGCAGCAAAAUGGGUUCUCAUGGUGUAAACGAUGCAGUUACUGGGACUGGACAAUAUCAUUAUGGACAACCUUACAAGUUCUUGGGUGAUGGUCAGCCUGUGCUUCAGUCUUCAGGUUUUACGUCACCUCCGCUUUACGCUGCUACGCAAACGGCUUAUGUGACUUCACCAGCUCAUGUCUAUAACAUGCAGUCUCCUGCUGUUUACUCUCCUCAAUAUGGUUAUGGAUCAUACACUAACAUGACCCCUCAGUUUAUACAUGGAUACCCUUCUCCUGGUUCUGUUCCGCUUAUGGCCGGUCCAAACUUUAUUCCUCAAUUAUCUAGCCCAAGUGUGGGAAGUGUAGUUCACGGAGGUGAAAUGCAGAGUGCCGAGAAGUUCUAUGUUCCACCGGGACAACCUUCUUUUCCAGAUCCUAUGUAUAUGCAGUACUGUCAACAGUUAUUCGGGCAGGUAGACCAGAUGGCUCCUAGGAACCACAGGAAUGCUCCCGAGUCUCAGAAAGAUGAGACGAAGUUCUUGCGACAAGUAAGGGGGCCGAGUAACUCUAAUAUGGGUAGAAUGAUGGGUCUUAAUUAUUAUGGAAUCCAGCCAUAUAUGGGCAUUAUGGUGCAGUAUCUGCCUACACAUCUCAGUGCUCCUCUUUCACCAGGCUCUGUUCCCUAUGUAGAGAGAUAUCCUGGAUGGCAGCAACAGGGAAGCUUGGAAGGUGCCAAUGUUCCGCGAUUGUGCAAUUUUCUUGAAGAGUUGAAAUCUGGGAAAGGCAGGAGGUUUGAUUUAUCCGACAUCACAGGACACAUUGUUGAAUUCAGUGCGGAUCAACACGGGAGCCGAUUCAUUCAGCAAAAGAUUGAGAAUUGUAAUCCAGAAGAAAAAGCAGCUGUAUUUAGGGAAGUCCUUCCCCAUGCGUGCACACUAAUGACUGAUGUGUUUGGCAAUUAUGUCAUUCAGAAGUUUUUCGAAUAUGGAAACUCAACACAGAGAAAGGAACUAGCGGAUCAACUCAUGGGACAAAUAGUACCACUUAGUCUGCAGAUGUAUGGUUGUCGCGUGAUACAAAAGGCUCUUGAUGUCAUAGAACCUGAUCAAAGAGUUCGUUUAGCACGUGAACUUGAUGGGCAGGUCAUAAGAUGUGUUCGAGACCAAAAUGGAAACCAUGUGAUCCAGAAAUGUAUCGAGAAUAUCCCGGUAGACAGAAUUGGGUUCAUGUUAUCUGCAUUCCGUCGUCAAGUUUCCUCACUCUCUAUGCAUCCUUAUGGCUGCCGUGUUAUACAGAGGCUUUUGGAGCGUUGCUCAACUGAGUAUCAGUGUCGGUUCAUUACUGACGAGAUACUGGAAUCAGUAUGCCUCCUUUCCAAGGACCAAUAUGGCAAUUAUGUUACUCAGCAUGUCUUGGAGAAAGGGACAUCUGAAGAAAGAGAGAGAAUCGUGAGGAAACUAUCAGGGCACAUCGUGCAGCUUAGCCUACAUAAAUUUGCAUCAAAUGUUAUAGAGAAGUGUCUGGAGUAUGGUGGUCGAAUUGAGCGGGACCUCAUCAUCAAAGAGAUUGCAGGGGUCAACGAGAGCUAUGAUAGUCUAUUGACGAUGAUGAAGGAUCAGUAUGGAAACUAUGUGGUGCAGAAGAUAUUUGAGACAUGUACGGUUGAUCAGCGUGCGACAUUGUGCAGCCGAGUCAGAAUGCAUGCAUCUGCGUUGAAGAAAUACACAUAUGGGAAACAUAUUGUUACUCGUUUGGAACAGCCCUUUGGUGAAGGUACUAAAUUUCCUCAAGUUUGA